Telopea speciosissima is the source of this 2231-nucleotide messenger RNA. RefSeq names its product kinesin-like protein KIN-14U. Gene Ontology annotation, molecular function: microtubule motor activity; ATP binding; microtubule binding. The transcript has 9 exons. Gene Ontology annotation, biological process: microtubule-based movement. Lineage: Eukaryota; Viridiplantae; Streptophyta; Magnoliopsida; Proteales; Proteaceae. The coding region runs from base 19 to 1977 and encodes 652 amino acids. The record is from RefSeq and is a predicted model, not a curated record.
CCCUCUUCGGAAAGAAAAAUGUUCAUUUCUAGAGAAGAAGAAGAGAUUUCUUUGCCUCCAGAGAUGGUUACCGAGUCAAUGGAAGUGGCAUCCCACCUGUGCUCCAACCCAGAUCCAUUCGAUGGGCUUCCACCGGUUUCUGAACUUCUCAUAUCGCCUCCUACUCCGGCGGUUUAUAUGGAUGUGAAUGUGGUUCCAGAGCAUGAAAAGGAAUCGCUUGAACGAACAAUCUUGAAUCUCGAAGGAGAGAUAUUGGAACUGAGGUCGAAGCUGAGAUCUUUGGAUGAGAAGCGGAGAGAAGCUCUGAAUAAGAUACUUGACCUAAAAGGUAGCAUCAGAGUCUUCUGUAGGGUUCGACCUAUUCAAUCUACUGAUAUGAGAAGAACUCGAGAACCCAUUUCCGCUGGAUCAGAUAAAAUUGUGGUUAGGUCGGCCGGAAGUCGUAAAGAAUACGGUUUUGAUAAAGUGUUUACUCAAGAGGCAAGCCAAGAGGAUGUCUUUGUGGAGGUUGAACCAAUAAUCAGAUCUGCACUUGACGGGCACAAUGUAUGCAUUUUAGCAUAUGGGCAAACUGGUACUGGGAAGACAUUUACUAUGGAGGGAUCAAAUGAUCAAUUGGGGAUUGUUCCUCGGGCACUAGAAGAGCUCUUCCGUCAGGCUUCUCAGGAUAGCUCGGCUUCAUUUAAUUUCUCAAUGAGCAUGUUGGAGGUUUACAUGGGUAGUCUCAGGGAUUUACUGGCCCCAAAGCCAUCUGCUAGAGCUUAUGAAAUUUCCUCUAAUAAAUGCAAUCUGAACAUUCAGACAGACCCAAAUGGAGCUGUGGAAAUUGAGAAGCUCACGGAUGUGACUAUCUCUGAUUUUACACAAGCAAAUCGGUGGUACACAAAAGGGAGGCGUGCAAGAUCGACAUCAUGGACGAAUGUAAAUGAGGCAUCUAGUAGAUCCCACUGCUUAACUAGAGUUACGAUUGGGCGAUCAUGGAGUCUGGCGGAAGGUAAAACAGAAGUCAGCAAACUGUGGAUGGUGGACCUUGGAGGAAGUGAACGAUUGUUGAAGACGGGAGCGGUUGGGCAGACUCUUGAUGAGGGAAAAGCCAUAAAUCUCUCUCUCUCAGCUUUGGCGGAUGUAAUUGCAGCCCUCAAAAGAAAGCUUCGUCACAUCCCUUACAGAAAUAGCAAGCUAACACAAAUUCUCAAAGAUUCCCUUGGCAAUAGUUCAAAGGCACUGAUGCUUGUGCAUAUAAGCCCAUGCGAGGAAGAUGUUGCUGAAACAACCUGUUCCUUAAACUUUGCGAAGAGGGCGAGAGCGGUAGUGUCCAACAGAGAAUUUCCAGAGGAAUUGAAGAAGCAGCAGGAAAAGAGGAUGUCUGAGCUCCAUGAAGAAAUGAGAGAAGCUGAAGAAGAAUGUCAGAAACUAAGGAACAAAUUACAGAAAGCUGAGUUUCUGUUACAUAAAAAUAAGAAGCUUUUCUCAACCACAUAUCAGGUUCUUGAACAUCCAGAUGAGAUGCCAGUAAACCACAUAGAGGAUCUUAAAGAAGUCAUAGCAACUCCUCGAACAGCUGAUAGAGCAGUUCGAAAAAACAUGUCUUGUUCUUUGCCUCGUUUCAUGACUUCUACUGUUGCAAGUCGCCAAAGGCAUAGUGCUGCAGAUGGAGAAAUUAAUGGAAGAACGAAUGGAGAAAUUAAUGGAAGGGUGAGAAUUUCAAGAUUAGGGCUAGGGGCUAGAAGUUCAAUCCUGUUUACAGGGUCCCAGUCCCUUAGUUAUUCAGAUGCUCAUUUCAAAGUAAGCUUACAAAAUUCAAAUAAGAAGUCCCGGCAUGGAGAACCAAAGAAUUUGCUUACAGAGAGUCCUGAUUUCAAUGGCUUGGAGUCAAGGACGUCCUCUAUACCACAAUACAAAAGAGUUACUAGUUCUUACUCGAAUUUGAGAGUCACGCAGUGUCACCAUAGAAGAAGGAUGUCUGAUCUGAUCUAAAUGAAGGGAACCCUGUAACAGAGUUUUUUCUAACUUUUGUAAAAUUUGUUUUCUUGUCAUGUUUUUAUUUUAUUGAGUUUAUGUAGUUCUGAUGGUGUCACUUUUCAUGUACACAGCAGUGUCUCCCCUUUUACUGUGAGAUCUGUUAUAUAUUUGUGUGUAUAAUCCUCAAGAACCACUUGGGGCAGAGCUUUCUGAUGUUUCUUUGAUUGUUGUCAACAUAUUUGAGAACUGUAUUGUACCUUCGUUUGGAC